CGUAUCUAUACAGAUCUCACCUGAAUUUUUGGUGUGUUUUUAGCCUAUUUUUCCGCCUCAAAUAUUACUUUGAGUUCGCUGUCGUCUAUUUUUAUUUAGAUUCAGUAGCUUUGAAACAGUAUAAUUGAUAGAAGUCGAAGCUUACACAGUGCUCCUGUCGGAUUUGCCCAGUUGUUUGUAAAAAAAAUAAGUUGUUCAGGUUAUGAAGCAAGUAUGAUUAAACAGCCUGUAAUAGUAGACGUUGGCACUACCAAGCAUGAAAGCGGUAGAAAGAAAACAGCGGUUGGUGCUCGUCCAAGAUCGAGGUCAGUCGGGAAAACGAAGUUGGAAAGCAAAUCCGUUAAACAGCCAUUUAAACCUUAUAUUACAGUAGACGAUGAGACACUUGAUGGGGAUUCACUAUCACGAAAGCACUCUGCCACCAACAGUCAAGUUAAAAAAUUCAUUUCGCUUCCAUCUUCCACUGUAAUGGAUGACGCUAGUGGUCUUGCCCCUACGAUGGAGAACAGCAUUUAUGAUAGCAAAUAUCGUCGUCUUAGGACUACCUCGUUCAAUGCGUACAAGAGCAAUACUAUUUUGCAUAAAACUACUUCCUCCAGAUUAUCCACUGCAGUGGAUGCUGGUGUUAAUAGACAUUUCGAACCUAAAGUCUCACAAUACAAGAUUGGCGAUAUUCAGUCAUAUAAACUGCUUGACGACCUCGACAUCACCGAUGAAGAGGCAAUGGAUACUGAAGAUAGUGAGGCUACAGAUGAUCCUGAUGAGAAUGAUGAUGCUGCUGAGGCGCCGUCAAGUACCGGAGAUGCAGAAGGAGAAGCGACAGGCAAUACAGAAGGAGAAGCGACAGGCAAUCCAGAGGAUGUUACAGACGAACAAAAUGAAAACGAAGAUGGACAACCCGGUCCUCCAUCUGGCUAUAAGUCUGGGUCAAGUGAUUCUGUAGAAGAUGGAGAAACAGCUGGUCAUAUAGUACUAGUACAGUUUCUGCUUCUGGCUUUUGUGUGUAAAGCAGUUUCCUUAUUCUUCCAGCAACACAAAUGCACUUGCUGACUGUGAAUCUACAACAACCUUCCAAAUGGAAUAUCGAACAAAUGCUGCAUACCUGUAAAUCUCACAUGUCCUUCAAUAAACAUCUUAUCUAUGGCCAGAUUGAAUCCAAUUGUGGGCUGGAUGUGGCCCACGGGCUGCCAACUACCCACCCAUGGCGUAUUUGGCACCACUGAAAAUGAAGUGAGAA
This is a messenger RNA of Schistocerca gregaria, 1237 nucleotides long. RefSeq lists its product as uncharacterized. Lineage: Eukaryota; Metazoa; Arthropoda; Insecta; Orthoptera; Acrididae. The coding region runs from base 214 to 1050 and encodes 278 amino acids. The record is from RefSeq and is a predicted model, not a curated record. The transcript is spliced from 3 exons.